AUUUUACUUUCUUCUUCACAAGUCUUAUUUUUUUCUUCUCUCUCUUUAGGUACCCUUCUCUCCAUUUCUUCUUCGUCUUGAUUCGGAGCUUGAAUUGGACUUGAACUAAAUCUAAUAUCUUUUAUUCCUUUAAUUUCUUCAAAAAAUAAUCAAUAUUCCUCAGAAGCCGCUCUAAAAUACUUUUUAAUUCAAGCUUUAGGUUCUUCGGUUAUUAUUAUAUCCGCCUCUUUUGUAUUAUCAUCUAAUGAACUAGCCAUCAUAUUGAUAACAGUGGCUCUUUUGUUAAAAUCAGGAGCAGCUCCAUUUCAUUUUUGAUUCCCUAGAGUUAUAGAAGGAUUACAAUGACCUCAAGUGAUUAUCUUGAUAACAAUUCAAAAAAUUGCUCCCCUCUCUUUAUUAUCAUAUACAUUAUAUUCAAGUAAUCUGCCCAUUAUUCCAGCAGCUAUUAUCUCUUCCGCGUUAGUAGGAGCAAUCGGAGGGAUUAACCAAACUUUUUUACGUAAAAUUAUAGCUUAUUCCUCUAUUAAUCAUAUAGCGUGGAUAAUAUCAGCUAUCUUGAUUAGAGAAACGAACUGGUUAUUAUACUUUUCGUUUUAUUGUUUUAUUUCUACCUCAAUUGUUAUAUUAUUCAAUUUUCAAGAAGCUUUCCAUAUUUCUCAUAUUAUAAAUUAUUCGUCACACUCACCGCAAAUAAAAAUAAUUAUAUUUUCCUCGUUAUUAUCUAUAGGGGGUUUACCUCCUUUUACGGGAUUUAUUCCCAAGUGAUUUAUCAUUCAAGAAAUAAUUUCCUCCCAUAUAUUUGUUAUUUUAAUAGUCCUUCUUAUAUCGGCCCUUCUGACUCUAUUUUACUACUUGCGUAUUGCUAUAAUAGCAUUUACAAUUUCAAGUCCUAGUACUAAAUGAGGUAUAAAAAUAAUAAGUACAUCCGUCUUAACACCUUCAUUAUUGUAUAUCAACUUAUUUGGUCUACUUGCCCCUAAUCUAUUCAUGGUAAUUCUAUAA
Molecule: messenger RNA, 1002 nt
Organism: Penaeus monodon (black tiger shrimp)
Lineage: Eukaryota; Metazoa; Arthropoda; Malacostraca; Decapoda; Penaeidae
Source: the annotation of a RefSeq genome assembly